This is a messenger RNA of Gasterosteus aculeatus aculeatus (three-spined stickleback), 3359 nucleotides long. The record is from RefSeq and is a predicted model, not a curated record. Lineage: Eukaryota; Metazoa; Chordata; Actinopteri; Perciformes; Gasterosteidae.
CAACACCUGUAUGAAGGAUAAACGGUUUGACGAUGGAUGGAUGGAAUAUCAACCAAAAAAAUGACUAUAAUAGCCCACCUCUCUGCUGCUGGCUGAUACUUUGGAAAUUAAACAGUUUGGAGCUCCGCAGGAAAUAGCUGUUGUAGUUAGCUGAUCCAUUUUAAGUGCUAGCUAGUUAGCUAGCUAGUCUCUGGCGCUACUGCACGCUCAUCUCCCUUCAAAGCAGUCUCUUGAGCAGAGAACAGUGGGGCAUAUGUACCAUAGAUCUAGGCCUGUUGCAGAUCACUAGUCUGUGCUCCAUGGUCUACAAUGAGACGGACAAUGAUGGGUACUGUUUCACUGGAUACUGCAAUGCAAGUUGUCAAAUAGUAGUUAAGGUCGACAACUGUCACUCUUUUAAACAGUGUGAUAAUGUAUCACCUCCAAAAAAGAAUGGUGAAGUUUGGAAGGUUAGUAACUGUGUUACAGGAAGCUGCCAUGAUGGCAAUGUGACAUAUCACGAUAUACAGUGUCCAACUUCAAAACCUGUAGUGUGUGCAAAUAAUUUCCCUGCUGUUGAAGUGACGGAUGAAGAUGGAUGUUGCCCCCACUAUGAAUGUCAAUGUAUCUGCUAUGGUUGGGGAGACCCCCAUUAUGUCACCUUCGAUGGAACGUACUAUGAUUUUCAAGGCAACUGCUCCUACUGGCUGAUGAAAGAGAUUUCGCCCAAAUACAACUUCAGUGCUAUGAUUGAUGACACAUACUGUGGUGACGGCUUGUCCUGUCCUCAGUCUAUCACCAUCUUCUAUCAAAGCUACAAGAUCUUUAUAACACAGGAUGAUAUCAAUGGCAAUUUCACAAAUCAGAUUUCUGUAAAUGACAAGCCUGUAAGUCUUGCAUACCAGAAUAAAGACUUCCGUUUAAUUACCACUGGCAUAGAAACAGUGCUUGUCAUCCCUAACAUCCAAGCCAAGAUCACCUUCUCAGGGCUCAUUUUCGGAAUCUACCUGCCCUAUAGUGAUUUUGGCGGCAACACUCAGGGACAGUGUGGCACAUGCGACAACAACCGGACAGAUGACUGCAGGUUGCCCAGUGGCAAAAUAGAUCCUUCAUGUCCUGAUAUGGCACAUGAAUGGCGUGCUAAUACCAGUCACUGUGAACGAGUGCCCCCGACACCAACACCUCAGCCUGAUGUCUGCAAUACAACUAUGUGUGAGAUCAUUAAAAGCAGUUUGUUCGAGGCUUGCCACACGAAAAUCGGCUACGGCCCAUUUGUUGAGGCUUGUGAGUUUGACAUGUGCCACAUGCACAUUCAACACAUUGGCUGCAGCAGCUUACAAGCGUAUGCUGAUGCCUGUGCUGAGGCUGGAAUUUGUAUUGACUGGAGGACAGCCACAGAUGGAAUCUGUGAUUAUCAUUGCCAGAGUCCCAAGGUGUAUCGGGCCUGUGGCCCCCAGGUGGAGAGUACCUGUGAAUCCUGGUACAACAAUAAAUUCAUCUUCGCAGUCAGUGAGUUCUCUAAAAUGACAGAAAUGGAGCUGGAGGGUUGCUUCUGCCCAAAUGGAACCCGCCUCCUCUCUUCCACCAGUAAUGAAUGCGUGCCCAGCUGCGAAAUUUGUCAGCUGGCAAAUGGAACAUGGAAAUUGCCCAAUUCAAUAUGGACAGAAGGCUGCCAGGAAUGUACAUGUGAGGAGGACACAUUUCACGUGGUUUGCCGUAACAUCUCCUGUCCUGCACAGCCACCACUUAGCUGUGACCAAGAGGGUCAGGUCAUGGUCACUGACACCGUUGGCUGCUGUGAAGAGAAGAAGUGUGUUUGUAAUGUGACGACGUGUCCAGAUAUGCCAAUUUGUCCUGUCGGUUAUACUGUGGAACUCACUACGGGAACCUGCUUUCCCAAUGCUGCCUGCGUCAUUCAAAAGGAUGUGUGUGUCUUCCAAAACAAUGUUUAUCAGGUUGGAGACGUGGUGCCCAUGAAGAAGCCAUGCGACAACUGCAUUUGUAGUAAAAAUACAGAUGUCAGCAGCGGUUUUAACAUAGUGGAAUGUCAGCCGACGCCAUGUGACACACACUGCCCUCUGGGUUAUGACUAUCAGACGGUUGCUGGUCAGUGCUGUGGGAAGUGUCUCCAAACAAGCUGCGUUGUCGUGCUUUCAAACGUAACGAAGACAUUGCAGCCUGGCACCAUUUGGACUCCUGCUGACAACUCCUGUGUGAGGUUUGAGUGUGUGAAGAUCGCUACUCAGUUUGUCACUGUAGAGGCCAAGACCGUGUGUCCUCCCUAUGACCCUGAAGAAUGCAUAUCGGGAACAGAGAUGAUAGCUCCGGACGGAUGCUGCCCCCUCUGUAUUCUAAAGGGUAAUGCAUGCAACAUGUCCACCACUACGAUGUAUCUGGAGAGCCAGGGCUGCAAGUCCAAAGAACCGGUCAAUGUGACGUCCUGUAGUGGAGCUUGUGGCACCAUCACUUUGUGAGUUCCCCUCAUGUCUUUCUCUCUGGGAAAUUUUGUAGUAUUGUGUUUCAAUUGUUCACGUUGCAGGUGCAUUUACAUAGCAUUGGGGAAACUUUAUGAGACAGAAUUAGUACACAAAACUAAAGUAGAUAAAAGAAUGGUUGUUAACAGUGCAGCACUGGCCUGAGUCAUCGUGACUUUUAGUCAAGGAUUUAUCAAUUUCAUUAGGACAACAGGUUGUUGCCUUCCCUGUGCUACACACAAACACUUUAAACAAUUACAUAUAAAUCAUAAAACUAGAUGGGACACAAUUUACAUCAAUGCAGGCAGUAAUACUGUUCUUUAUUUGUAAAAGUGUUGGGGAAUUGGAAAUUACUAAAGUGAAACUAUAGUCAGUUAUGUAUAAACGCAUUUUCAAUCAUAUAAUGACGAUAUUGAGGAACAUAGAUAGGAUAAGUGCCGCUCUCCUUUUUCCCUUUUUUCACAAUGUCAUUUUUCUUCGGUCAGCUACUCUCCCACAAUGAGAUCCUUGCAGCACACCUGUUCCCUGCUGCCCGGAGUGGCUACAUCGGAGCGGAUAGUCCAGCUCUCCUGCCCCGACAACACCGGAGAUCAGCUUUCCCUACAUCCCACAUUGACAACUGCCAGUGCCUCAAGACAGAAUGCUCUGUGCCAGGCCCCAGUACAAUGGCAAGCACCAACGUCAAAUCACGUCGACGCAGGAGAUGAGGCAAAAACCAAGACAAGCAUUUGCUUUGGCCAAUUAUGCAAUGAGCAUGAAUUAAUAGGGCCAUAAAUGUAGUAAUCCAAUCACAAAACAUUGUAUGCAUCCAUAAUUCCUGUAUUUAUAACUGAUUUAUUAACAUGCAUUUUAGCUUGAUAAGAUCAUAAUAUCUUAUUAAUAAAGAUUAUGCUGUAGCUGAAGCUG